Penicillium samsonianum is the source of this 2608-nucleotide messenger RNA. Its product is annotated as glycoside hydrolase family 2 protein. The transcript is spliced from 5 exons. Gene Ontology annotation, biological process: glycoprotein catabolic process; carbohydrate metabolic process. Lineage: Eukaryota; Fungi; Ascomycota; Eurotiomycetes; Eurotiales; Aspergillaceae. Gene Ontology annotation, molecular function: beta-mannosidase activity. The record is from RefSeq and is a predicted model, not a curated record. Bases 1 to 2538 code for a protein of 845 amino acids.
AUGGCUAAGAUCGUGCACUCUCUGUCUUCUGGCUGGUCCUUCAAGGACCGGGACACCGACGAGUGGUUGCCAGUAGCUUCAGUCCCAUCCGUGGUACAACAGGAUCUCAUUGCUAACAACAAGCUUGAUGAUCCCUAUGUUGGAUUCAAAGAGUUGGACGCCCGCUGGGUUAACGAGAAGUCAUGGGUCUACCGAAAUGUGGUGGAGAAGCCAUCCGCCCCCGCCGGCUCUUCAAUUGUCCUGGUCUUCGACGGUCUUGAUACCUUUGCCAAGGUCAAGCUGGACGGACAAGUGAUCCUAGAGAGUGAUAAUAUGUUCCUGGGUCACCGGGUAGACGUAACCAAAGCAUUCGAAGCAGAGGGCGAACACACGCUCGAGAUUGAGUUCGACUGUGCACUGAUCAAGGCACGCGAGCUCCGAAUCCAGGACACCACGCAUAAAUGGGUCGGAUUCAACGGCGAUCCAUCGCGCAUGGCUGUGCGGAAAGCCCAGUACCACUGGGGCUGGGACUGGGGUCCAGUGUUGAUGACCGCGGGCAUCUGGCGUGCCGUGCGAUUCGAGAUGUAUCAGGCCCGCGUGGCCAAUCUGUGGCCCCAAACACAGCUUUCUGCAGACCACCAGACAGCUGAGGUGACGGCCGUUAUCGAUGUGGAGAGCGUCGGCGAUGGGGAAUAUACGGCCCAGUUUAGCUUAGGCUUAAAAGGGAACGAGAUUGCAAGCAAGACUAUCCCAGUGUCUGGGAAGACCACUCAAGUAACAUUCCCAGUCGACAAGCCGGCUCUGUGGUGGCCCCAUGGAUAUGGCGAGCAGACUCUGUACGACGUAUCGGUGUCGCUACUUCGCAAUGGUGAACAGGUUGACCAGACAUCUAAGAAGUUUGGUAUCCGGACCGCCGAGAUAAUCCAACAGCCGGACAAGCAUGGCAAAUCCUUUUUCUUCCGAAUUAAUGGUAUGGACAUUUUCUGCGGCGGUUCGUGUUGGAUUCCGGCAGACAGUCUGCUCCCUGCCGUUAGCGCGGAGCGAUACCGCAAGUGGAUUGAACUUAUGGUCGCAGGCAGACAAGUCAUGAUUCGUGUCUGGGGCGGUGGUAUAUAUGAAGACGACUCGUUCUAUGAGGCCUGCGACGAAUUGGGAGUGCUAGUCUGGCAAGACUUCAUGUUCGGAUGUGGUAAUUAUCCCACAUGGCCCGAAAUGCUCGAGUCUGUCCGUCAAGAGACAAUCUACAAUCUGGAGCGUAUGCGUCACCAUCCUUCGAUUGUGCUUUAUGCGGGUAACAACGAGGAUUACCAAGUUGCAGAGUCAGAAGGCUUGACCUAUAACUACGAAGACAAAGAUCCGCAGAGCUGGUUGAAAACAGAUUUCCCGGCACGAUACAUUUAUGAGAAGCUGCUCCCAGAUGUGGUGGCUGAAUACUCACCUGGCACAUUCUACCACCCUGGAAGUCCAUGGGGAGAUGGCAAGAUAUCGUCAGAUGCCACUGUUGGUGAUAUGCACCAGUGGAACGUGUGGCAUGGAACGCAGGAGAAGUACCAAAUCUUCGAUACUCUCGGCGGCCGGUUCAACAGCGAGUUUGGAAUGGAGGCAUUCCCCCACAUCUCUACCAUUGACUACUUUGUCGAAAAUCCGGAGGACAAAUUCCCCCAAUCCCAUGUUAUCGACUUCCACAACAAGGCCGACGGUCAUGAACGAAGACUGGCGACGUACCUUGUAGAGAACCUGCGGACCGCUACCGACCUUGAGACCUAUAUUUAUCUCACUCAAGUCGUACAAGCAGAGACCAUGAUGUUCGGCUACCGAGGCUGGCGCCGGCAAUGGGGUGACGAGCGACACUGCGGCGGCGCACUGCUCUGGCAGCUGAACGACUGCUGGCCGACAAUCUCAUGGGCCAUCGUGGACUACUUCCUCAAGCCGAAGCCAGCAUACUACGCCGUUAAGCGGGUCUUGAACCCGAUCGCCGUUGGGGUCCGACGUGAGCACCACGACUGGAGCGUGGCACACGCCCAGCCACCCAAGACCAGCAAGUACGAACUUUGGAUCGCCAGCAAUCAACCAAAGACCAUCCAAGGCAGUGUCGAGCUGCGGUUCCUAUCUGUCAACUCAGGCCGCGAUAUUCGGGCUCCGAUCGUGCACGAAAACAUCACCAUUGCUGCCAAUGGCACCACGGAUAUCAUCACUGAUGGUGUUCUCGACCACAUCGCUGAGCCAGAACCACAUGUCCUCGCCGCCCGGUUGUGGGUGGACAACCAGGUUGUAGCACGGGAUGUCGACUGGCCACAGCCAUUGAAGUAUCUCAAUCUGUCCGAGCCACAGGUAGAGGUUAAGAAGCAGACAGGGAAAUCUGGUGAGACGGUGUUGGUGAUCAGUGCCCGCAAGCCGGUCAAGUGUCUCGUUUUCGAGGAGCAAGAGGGUGUACAGCUUGAGGACAACGCUAUUGACAUUGUCCCUGGUGAUGAGCAAACAGUCAUAGUUACUGGCCUUGGGGGUGAGCCUCUGAAGUACCGGUACUUGGGACAACCAUCCUGCGAAGUCGUUGUAUGAGUGGCUACUACAUACAUAUGUAUGUACCUACGCUGUAUAGCAGUAAACAACAUGAUUUCGAUGAGCAUAA